UUGCACAGCAAAAAGCAAUGUGCAAAAGGGAAAGAAGAAGCAGAGAAUCAUUAAAUGGAGAACAAGGAAAGUUUGAAGCUUGCAGUUAAGCUCGCUAUAGCUACUUGCAUCACAGUAGCCAUUUCCAUCUUCAUAGCAAAGAGCUUCCAGAAAGUUCGAAAACAGAACAGGAAAAAGCAACAAAAGAAACAUUCCUGUUAUUUAAAUGCAGAAUCCAAACCUCAAUCUUCCUUCAAACGAGUUUUUGCUGAUAACUCAUAUUCUCAAUUCAAACACAUCAAGCUUGUCAACAGAAAUGAGGAUUGUACAAAUUUUCAUCCGUAUAAGACGGAGAUUACGGAGUUGUUGAAGAGUUCAAAUGCUGAUUUUUUGGAGCAUUUUGGAGGAAAUUUUGAAGAUUUGACUAUGCGCGAAUCGUAUGUAUGGGUAGAGAGUGAGUCACAAUUGCGGGAGCUUGCGGAGGUUUUGAGUAAAGAGAGAGUAUUUGCUGUUGAUACAGAACAGCAUAGCUUGAGAUCAUUUCUAGGCUUCACAGCUCUAAUUCAGAUAUCAACUGGAAAGGAAGAUUAUCUUGUGGAUACAAUAGCUUUGCAUGAUGUAAUGGGAAUUCUUCGGCCCGUAUUUGCCAAUCCAGGAAUUUGCAAGGUAUUCCAUGGUGCUGAUAAUGAUGUUCUUUGGCUUCAAAGGGAUUUCCACAUAUAUGUUGUCAAUUUAUUUGACACUGCAAAGGCUUGUGAUGUGUUGUCUAAACCACAAAGGUCUUUGGCAUAUUUGCUGGAUGUGUACUGUGGCAUUGUCGCAAAUAAACUAUUUCAGAGAGAAGACUGGAGGCAACGUCCACUACCAGCUGAAAUGGUGCAAUAUGCUCGAACUGAUGCACACUAUUUGUUGUACAUUGCACAUCAUCUUUCUUCCGAGCUCAAAGAACAAGAUACUGAAAAUUCAUCACAUCUCAAAGACGACAAGUUUAGCUCUGUGCUUGAGGCCAACCGGCGUUCCAAUGCAAUCUGCUUACAACUUUUCUCAAAAGAGACUGAUACUUACCCAGGAGAGUCUGUUGCAUCAUCUAUAAUCUCUCGUUAUCAGAGUGAUCAAGGAAGUUCUAUGUCAAGUUCUGAUGAGAUGAAGUUCCAUGACCUCGUGAGGCGAUUGUGCGCUUGGAGAGAUAUAAUGGCUCGCGUACAUGAUGAAAGCUUGAGAUAUGUUUUAUCUGAGCAUGCCAUUGUUGCGCUUGCAGCUAAAGUUCCUAUAUCAGAAAUGGGCAUAUGCAACGCUAUAUCUGAAGCCGAUCAGAAUCCAGACUCGCCGAGUAUUAGUAGUUUAUUUCAAUCUCCUUCACCUGUAGUUUGCAGUCACUUGGACGACCUCAAGUACUUGUUUUUAGAUGAAACAGGAAAGGAUGACGGCGAUUAUAAGUUAAUUCUUCAAAAAUGCCUGGGAUCUGAUGGGAGUUGCCCUCUUUCUGUAUACAACUAUGCUCUACUAUCCAAAACUAGCUUGAAGAUGCCAGUUAAAUCAGCUUUCAAACAAAAUGGACUGAAAAAUUCCAAGCAAUUUGCUAAGAAGGCUUCUCGGCAGUUGUUUGUCCAAAAAUUUUCGUGCAAAGCCCCUGUUUACCAUAAUUGUAGGAUUUACGCAAAUGAUGGACGAUUAUUAUGUUAUUGUGAUCGUAGAAAACUUGAAUGGUAUGUCAACCGAAAUUUGGCAAAACUUAUUGAAGAGGACCCUCCUGCUAUAAUGCUUCUUUUUGAGCCUAAAGGUCGCCCUGAAGAUGAGGGUAAUGACUUUUACAUUCAAAGUAAGAGAAAUAUUUGUGUUGGCUGUGGUGAAGGAAAUCACUAUUUACGUUAUAGAAUCAUACCUUCAUGUUAUAGAAUGCACUUCCCUGAGCAUUUAAAGAGCCAUCGGUCUCAUGACAUCGUCCUUCUUUGUGUGGACUGCCAUGAAAUUGCUCAUGCUGCUGCUGAGAAGUAUAAGAGGAAGAUAGCUACAGAAUUUGGAAUACCACUUUUUGUUCGUCGAGUAGUUGAUUCUAAUCAAAAUCAGAAUACAUCAGAGUCGUCUGUGCCAAAGUUAAAUGCAGAGGAGGAAGGAGUAUCUCCUUUGCAGUUGCGUACAGCAGCCAUGGCGUUGCUACGUCAUGGAUCAAGAAUGCCAGCUAAUCGCCGAGAAGAGUUAAUAAUGAUUAUCAGGAAUUAUUAUGGUGGACGGGAAAUUUCUGGCAAAGAUCUGGAAAGAGCUUUGUUAAUUGGUAUGAGUCCUAAUGAGAGAAGGCGAUUUGAGAAAAAGAGAAAGCUAGCUUGCAAAGAUUCUAGUAGAAGUACCACACCAGAUGAUAAGCUAGAUAAUAAGCAAGCAAAUGGAACAUCUCUGCCUGAGGAAAUCUCAGAAAACUCAAGCAACGGUGAAGAAACUAUGAACAUUUUGACAGUAGAGGAAAAUAAUGUUAGUAAUCACUCUUCAUAUCCGAAUUUUGGGGUCAAUGGUGAGUUCUCUGUUCAGAACAAUGAUGUCCCACACGGAAGAGAAUCCCUAGUGAAACAUGAUGAUAUUCUUCCGGAUUCCGAUGUUGAUGAAAGCUGCAAUGUAUCUAAUGGAGCAGUUAAUUCCGUUGAUAAUAUGAAUGCUAGUGUAUCAUCCAAACGAGACUCAAAGCUCUCACUAUUAGGGCAUGGACCACAUGGGAAGCAAGUUGUUAAUCAUCUACUCAAGGAACAUGGGGAGGAGGGAAUUAGUCAAUUUUGUCAGAGAUGGAGACAAGUUUUUGUUGAAGCUGUUCAUCCACGCUUCUUACCUGCUGGCUGGGAUGUAAUGCACAGGCACUGAUGUGGCACAUAUUUUUGCCAGUGGUAGAAGAGACUUUGGGGAGUUCAGCGUUUACAAUCCUGGGAAAAGAACUCCAACAUCUACUCCUGAGCAGUAGUGAUUAAGAUAUAAUGCAAGCAAACAGGCACUGCAACUUUCUCUGGCGAUUUCUCCAUUUCUUCUUUUGGUGGUGAAGGAGAGGGGUUAUCAUAUCAUGCUGUCUUAUUGGAAUUUAGAGCUUGAAGCUCAUAAUAGAUUUAUACUACAUAGCCUUCUUUUCGUCGUUACCGAUACUAAUAAAAGUUCAUUCGGUGUUUUAGUAA
Nicotiana tabacum (common tobacco) is the source of this 3128-nucleotide messenger RNA. Its product is annotated as protein RRP6-like 3. Gene Ontology annotation, molecular function: nucleotide binding; 3'-5'-RNA exonuclease activity; single-stranded RNA binding. NCBI's taxonomy places the organism in Eukaryota, Viridiplantae, Streptophyta, Magnoliopsida, Solanales, Solanaceae. Gene Ontology annotation, cellular component: nuclear exosome (RNase complex); nucleolus. The record is from RefSeq and is a predicted model, not a curated record. Gene Ontology annotation, biological process: nuclear polyadenylation-dependent snRNA catabolic process; nuclear polyadenylation-dependent antisense transcript catabolic process; nuclear polyadenylation-dependent CUT catabolic process.